Molecule: messenger RNA, 2389 nt
Organism: Nerophis ophidion (straightnose pipefish)
Lineage: Eukaryota; Metazoa; Chordata; Actinopteri; Syngnathiformes; Syngnathidae
Product: gastrula zinc finger protein XlCGF57.1-like
Exons: 2
Coding region: 309-1697 (462 amino acids)
Biological process (GO): regulation of transcription by RNA polymerase II
Molecular function (GO): DNA-binding transcription factor activity; RNA polymerase II cis-regulatory region sequence-specific DNA binding
Source: RefSeq, a predicted model, not a curated record
CGAUCGGUUGAUAAAGCAAGAUGGCGUCUGACGGAGAAGUCCUAAACGCGGGCAUUAUAUUUCUGUAUUCUUACAUAUAUGUUGUUUAAUAGAGUACACACGGUUAAUAAUUGUUUGUAGCCGGAUACAUUAGUCUGAGCGCACUUUGACACUUCUCCUGUUUGCUAGCUUCACUUAAGGUAGCUUGCAGCUAGUUUAGCUGGCUAGUUAGCUUAGCUUGUUAGCUCCUAACGAAGAGACGCGGAAGUUAUUUAAACAUCGCUAAGUAGGGAACUAAUGUGAGUGUAAAGUGUUGUGAUUGUGGGAAAAUGUGCGAAAGAACGAUGGCAAAGUAUGGGGAGGAACUUUGUCCAACAAAAGAGGAGGACGAGCGACAACAUCAACUACUGGAUGUUUAUUAUAAGAAACAUCAUCAAGUUGUGUUACACAGAACAGACGUCUGUGAAGAACAACUUCUGCCUGAAAAACAGGAGUGUAGCUUCAGGAUGGUGAAGGAGGAUCCAUCAAAGAGGAAGACCAGGCGCUCCGGACUCUCUGGCGUCUCCUUUUCCUCUUUGACAAGGACCAUUCCCUGUAAAAAGGAAGAGGAAGACUCACCGACGCCCCACAAUAAAGAGGAAGAGGAGGAACACGGUGUCAGUCAGGAGGGAGAGCAUUUUGAAGGACUGAUGGAGUUCCCAGUGACUGGUGUCCCUGUGAAGAGUGAAGGUGAAGAGGUCAAAGGUGAAGGUGAGGAGAGGGGAGGGGCGAAGCCUCCAAGCAGCAACUCAACACAACACAUGACAACAGAAGCUGAUGGAGACCACUGUGGAGGAUCACAAGCAGACAAGCUCUUAGCUCCACUAUCAGAUAGUGAGGACACAACGUCACACUCUCCUGACACUGAUGAUGAAGACUCUAAAGAUGAUAAGACAUGUCACACUGACAACACUCACUUCACAUGUUCUCACUGUGACAAAACAUUUAAAUACCAUUGUCAUCUGAAAGUACACAUGAGAACACACACCGGAGAAAAAACUUUUAUCUGUUCACUCUGUGGUAAAGGUUUUGUAGAAAGUCACAAUUUGAAAGUACACAUGAGAAGACAUACUGGUGAAAAACCUUAUAUUUGUUCAAUCUGUGGUAAAGGUUUUGCACAAAGUUCAUGUUUGGUAAAACACAGAAGAAGACACACUGGAGAAAAAUCUUUUAUCUGUUCAAUCUGUGGUAAAGGUUUUGUUAUAAGUAACAAUUUGAAAGUGCACAUGAGAAUACACACAGAAGAAAAACGUUUUAAAUGUUUAAUAUGUGGUAAAGGUUUUGUAGAAAGUCGAUAUUUGAAAGUACACAUGAAAAUACACACUGGUGAAAAACAUUUUUCAUGUUCAAUCUGUGGCUUAUCUUUUACAAGGAAGGAUAUUUUGAAAGUGCACAUGAGAACACACACUGGUGAAAAACCUUUUUCCUGUUUAACAUGUGGUAAAGGUUUUACACAAAGUCGUUGUUUGAAAAGACACAUGAGAACACACACUGGUGAAAAAUCACAUUCCUGUUCAAUCUGCAACAGAAGCUUUUGUGACCGAUCAAACCUUGUUGCACACAUGAGAACACACCCAGGAGAGAAAGUGUUGAGUUGCAGUGUGUGUGGUGAACGAUUCUCUUAUAAGUACCAGUGUGAGAAACACAAGUGUGCUGGUGAGAACAGCAGCAGAAAAUGAAACUGCAGGAUUUGAAAUAAACUGUCAAGUCUUUAAUUGUGACUUUCUAACAACAUCAGCACAUAGAACAUGUGUGACAUUGUUGUUUGUGUAACAAUCUUUUUCAUAUGCUUCUACAUUUAUAGAUUAAAUAUUUUAUAUUAGUGCUUUUUUCAGUCAAGUACAUGCAUUAUAUAUGCAAUAUUGUGUACUUUUAUUCAAAGAUUAACAGAACAAUUUGACUGAAAAGGUGAGAUUAAACAGUACAAUGUUGCGAUCUGCUGCUCAGAUCUUCACGUGUUGGUUUUUUCAUUCUCAGUCUGACCCGUUUAUUUCCUGUUUUUGUCCAUCACUAUGGUUACACAUCAGUCCACCUGUUAGUCUCGCCCCGCACACCUGCUACUAAUUUUCACCCUCCUUUUUAAGCUCACCUUUUCUGUUUACUCAUUCUCGGAUCCUAAUUUGCCCACGCGCAUCAGUGACGACUCUCAUCCUUCGUAUGUAUUUUCUCGCUAGCUCUCACGCUAAGCCACUUUAUAUUCCAGCUUUCAUGCUGAAUGUUUUUGUUUACUCUUUUGUGUCCUCGUACCAAGUUUUAGUUUUCCUUGUGUUUUAUCCUAGCUUUCACGCUAGCGUCUUUUGUUUACCUUUUCUCUUUACAUCAGUGUUUUUGUUCAUAGCCUUUUGUUAUUAAAUAAAUACCUUAUAUCUUA